GGAAUAUUCUGCUCGAUGCUCAAUUUUGCUAUAGGACAUGUAAACCAGGCGUCUCUAUUCCACGAAGUCCUAUCUUGCGAAGAUAUUUCCUCGCCUACCCGCGUCUUCGUUGGAUCAGUUCAAACAGGUUCAAAUUUACGUGCGCAAAAAACUCGGCGAUCGGUGGUGACCCGUAAACACGAACGACCUGUUAGGAUGGAAAGCGAAAGCUAUUCACCGCCCGAUCCUAAAUUGGAGACUUAUGUGACGCACAGUCUCAUCCUCGUCGUCAUUUUCGCCAUCCCUGUCGCGUACAAAGCGACGAAAGACGGGGGGAUGAUGAUGUCGGUGAUAGCGACGUGCCUCGCUACAUCCGUAUUCCUCGUGAUCUUUCUACUUUGUGACGUAAUACUGCGUCUGUGUCAGACGGUCAUCUCGUUGACGAACAUGGAUCCGCGGUCUGGACAAAGUUUCUCAUCCAUCAUCAGUCAUUACUUUGCUCUGAACACCGCAUCCGCGGUGGUCGUUAUUAUCGGUGUGUUUUUAUUCCUUAUCGCGUCGACGAUGAUCGUUCGAGGAUGCCCGUUGAGUCACGUAUGGGAUUUCGGUCCCUACAUCUGCGUGCCGUCAAUGAUAUUUUCCUUCUACUUGCUGAGGAUAACGCAUCUGGCCGAGUGGGAGAGAGGACCGCUCGAUCUCGACGUCAUGAAAGGUCUGGAUUAUGGCACGGGUAUGGCCUACAGUUUCUAUUACGGUUAUCUCCAAUUGAUCCUACCGAAUCGCGGCACCACCGAUAGCAAGAGCAUUAUUGAAAAGAUAGAAAACUUUGAAGACAAGCACGAAGUAACUUUCCCAGUGCACAAGCUGUUUAUUCUGAUACCAUCGUCAGGAUACAUCUCGCCACACUUAAAGGAGAUGUCGGACCAGUGGAUGGAGAGUGCGCGCGAAUUGGAAGAGGAGAAACGCGACCGAGCUGGUCUAAUAGGAAGAACAUAUCGUAACAACGCUUACAAGAUAUAUCCUAAUGGAAGAGACUCUGGUGCUAGUCCAAUAUAUGUAGUAGCGGAAGGUGCAACACCAUUGCUGACAUUCUAUGAAGUACAAAAACACAGUCAUCCAGAAUCUAUUGUAUACAAGCGAUACAAAAACGAAAUUACCAUGAUGUUUUAUAAGAAGCUGGGAGAAAUUUUGGAAAGUGAACCAGCUACAAGAAACUUAUGCGAAUUAAUUUACUACAACGAUUAUGAUUCAAAAGGUACUAGAGUUAAUGUCGCAAAGGUAAUCUUACAAAGAAUAUCUGAAAUAACAAGUUCCACAUAAAUAUUAAAAGAAGUUAAAUAUAUAUUUUGUGAAUUCUUUGUUUAUGAUAAGUUUUAUAUGAGAUUAUAUAUAUAUAUACUC
Molecule: messenger RNA, 1380 nt
Organism: Camponotus floridanus (Florida carpenter ant)
Lineage: Eukaryota; Metazoa; Arthropoda; Insecta; Hymenoptera; Formicidae
Gene: Sting
Product: stimulator of interferon genes protein
Exons: 1
Coding region: 16-1299 (427 amino acids)
Biological process (GO): positive regulation of macroautophagy; activation of innate immune response; positive regulation of type I interferon production
Cellular component (GO): endoplasmic reticulum membrane; autophagosome
Molecular function (GO): cyclic-di-GMP binding; 2',3'-cyclic GMP-AMP binding
Source: RefSeq, a predicted model, not a curated record